AUGUCCACCGCCGCACGUCGUCGCUUGAUGCGAGACUUUAAGCGGAUGCAAACCGACCCUCCCGCCGGUGUAUCAGCGUCCCCAGUCCCUGAUAAUGUCAUGACGUGGAACGCCGUCAUUAUCGGUCCCGCCGACACCCCAUUCGAGGAUGGCACUUUCCGACUCGUCAUGCAGUUCGAAGAGCAGUACCCAAACAAGCCGCCGCAGGUCAAGUUCAUCAGCCAGAUGUUCCACCCGAACGUAUACGCCACAGGGGAGUUGUGCUUGGAUAUUCUUCAGAACCGAUGGAGUCCUACCUACGACGUCGCUGCUGUUUUGACUAGUAUCCAGAGUUUACUCAACGAUCCGAACACGGGCUCCCCCGCCAACGUCGAGGCAUCCAACCUGUACAAAGAUAACCGAAAGGAGUACACGAAGCGUGUUAGGGAAACGGUGGAGAAGAGCUGGGAAGAUUAG
This is a messenger RNA of Ilyonectria robusta, 456 nucleotides long. RefSeq names its product ubiquitin-conjugating enzyme E2. Lineage: Eukaryota; Fungi; Ascomycota; Sordariomycetes; Hypocreales; Nectriaceae. Gene Ontology annotation, biological process: protein polyubiquitination; DNA repair; proteasome-mediated ubiquitin-dependent protein catabolic process. The coding region runs from base 1 to 456 and encodes 151 amino acids. Gene Ontology annotation, cellular component: HULC complex. The transcript has 4 exons. Gene Ontology annotation, molecular function: ubiquitin conjugating enzyme activity. The record is from RefSeq and is a predicted model, not a curated record.